Messenger RNA from Lolium rigidum, 348 nucleotides. RefSeq names its product transcription elongation factor 1 homolog. Bases 1 to 348 code for a protein of 115 amino acids. Gene Ontology annotation, biological process: transcription elongation by RNA polymerase II. The transcript has a single exon. Gene Ontology annotation, molecular function: RNA polymerase II complex binding. NCBI's taxonomy places the organism in Eukaryota, Viridiplantae, Streptophyta, Magnoliopsida, Poales, Poaceae. The record is from RefSeq and is a predicted model, not a curated record. Gene Ontology annotation, cellular component: transcription elongation factor complex.
AUGGGGAAGAGGAAGUCGGCGAGCUCCAAAGCGGCGCCACGGAAGAAGAUGGAGAAGCUAGAAACGACCUUCUGCUGCCCGUUCUGCAGCCACGCCGCCGCCGUCGAGUGCGUCAUCGACCUGGAGCAGGAGAUUGCCACGGCGUCGUGCUACGUCUGCCAGGAGAGCUACUCCACCGUGCCCGACACGCUCACCGAGCCCAUCGACGUCUACAGCGAGUGGAUCGACGAGUGCGAGCGCGUUAACGAGGGCGUGCCUCGUCGCCGCCGGCCCGUGGUCUGUAAGCGUUCCGCUGUUCCUGCGCAACCAAUGUGUGGCGGGCUGGCGGCGGCCGGCGGGCCAGAAUAG